AUGGAGCUUCUGGAUGAACUCGAGAACCUGGCCGGUUUGGCAUACAUGGCCGAUCAGGCCAAAGGCCACCCGAACAACGACGCAUACGACUUGAGCAUCAAGCGAUUUGAAGGUUUCUUCCAACCCUCCUCCUACCUCCCUCGGCACGCAGACCUAUUUCCUCAUGCUUCUGCUACCGGGGCCACCAUCACCUCCGGCGACACCAAGAUCAGCUUUCUGGUCAAGCUAGAGGGCCUUCUAGUAACAGCAUCCAGGAUAGAAGACCUAGCUGGCCUCUUAGAGCUACCACCUAUUCACAAAGGGAUCGGCGAAAGCGGCCAAACCGCCCAAUUCUGCCUGAUCAACGGCACGACUAAAAAAUAUCUUCUCUCGUCACUCGCCCACUCUUUCAGUCCGAUUCUGAAGCCGACGCUGUACUGUUGUUGCUGCGGGAAAUUCAAUAGAUGA
Messenger RNA from Aspergillus affinis, 447 nucleotides. RefSeq lists its product as uncharacterized. The record is from RefSeq and is a predicted model, not a curated record. NCBI's taxonomy places the organism in Eukaryota, Fungi, Ascomycota, Eurotiomycetes, Eurotiales, Aspergillaceae. Bases 1 to 447 code for a protein of 148 amino acids. The transcript has a single exon.